Messenger RNA from Manis javanica (Malayan pangolin), 6343 nucleotides. Lineage: Eukaryota; Metazoa; Chordata; Mammalia; Pholidota; Manidae. The record is from RefSeq and is a predicted model, not a curated record.
AAGAGAGAGGGGUCUCCACAUGCCCUGUGUCCUAAAGGCGGAUGGGCCGGAGGCGGUCGCACAAAGGGAGUCCCGGGAGGCCGCUCCAGCUCUGGCCAACCACAGAGACGCGGCUCCCACCGGCCCGGGGCUGGGAGUGCCUCAGCCGCGUCACUGUUCUGGACCCAGCCGGAUUACCCGCUGCCCUCUCACAACCAUAAUCUUGACUAUGCUCCACCCCAAGCCCUGAAGGUUACAAAACGGCUUUCCAUUGGCCGGCUAUUGUGAUUCCCGCCCCUGCCCAACGAUGUAGACGCUGUCAUCGCCUCCACUUUACAGAGAUAGGAAAGCUGAGGCCCAGAGAAGCGAGGUGACCGUCCGUCCAAAGGCCACGCGCACUUAAGAGUCCACAACAUACAAGUCAGUGCGAUGACAGACCCUGUGUUGGACUCCCAGUCAGCCAACACAACUGGGGAGAUGAAUGGACUAUGCCCUGAGCUACUGCUCGUCCCCCCACCCCUCUCUAACCCUGAAAUCCUGGAGCCCAUCCAGAGCCCCUGUCCUUCUGGAAACUCCACACCUUUGCCUGCUGACCCAGGCUGCCUGCUGGUAGAGGCCACAGCAACUGAAGAGGACACAGGGAACAUGGAGAUCAUUGUGGAGGCAGUAGCUGGAAACCUGUCCCCAAGUGCUCCUGGAGAGACCUCAGGUGUCCUGGUAAAGGUGGUGGAGGUAUACUUCUGUGAGCGCUGUGAGCAAAGCUUUGCAGAGCCCACUCUGCUGGCCCUGCACCAGUGCACUGAGACCCUUAUACAGCCUGUGCAGGGCCUUUCUAGCUCCCCAAGUUCUGUAGAGCUGCCCCCCAGCAACCUCACAGUCUCUGGCCCUCUACAGGGCCAGAGCCCACCAGAUAGCACCCUGCCAUGCCCUGUGUGUAGACAAGAAUUUGCUCAACCCCAGGCCCUGAAGAGCCACUUCAAGAUUCACCGGGGCACUCCUGGCACCUUCUCCUGCCCAGAGUCUGGCUGUGUGUUCUCCGCUGAAGAUCGCAAGGGUCUGCAGCACCACCUGAGGCAGACCCACAGAGCCGUUCCUGUGCCCUGUUCUUUCCGGGGCUGCCCCCUGCUCUUUGGGAGUCAGCAGGGCAUGGAGCUGCACCGGCAGACCCAUUACCCUUUCCACUGCAACCACUGCAGCUUCAUGGGCUCCAACAUCAAACUCUUCCGGCAGCAUCAACGGAGCCACGGGCCCAGGACGCAGGGAGAACUGUCUGCUGUGCCAUGUCUUCCAGCCCAGGAGCUGCUGCCAGCUCCCAAACUGCCAGGGGAGGAAGAGUCUUCAGAGGAAGCAGGUACGUCCUUGCCUGGGCAGGAACCAGCUGAAGAGGAGGAUGUAGAGGAAGAAGAGGGUGGCACCCUGAAGGACCCCCAGAGAGUCUUGGAGAAAGGCCAGGGCAGGUCUCAGCAGUUGGAAGGGGAUGUGGCUUCUGGCCCGGAGUCCCUCUUCAAGACCCACAUGUGUCCAGAAUGCAAGCGCUGCUUUAAGAAGCGGACCCAUCUGGUAGAGCACCUACAUCUCCACUUCCCAGACCCCAGCCUCCAGUGCCCCAACUGCCAGAAGUUCUUCACCAGUAAGAGCAAGCUCAAGACCCAUCUGCUGCGAGAGCUGGGCCAGAAGGCCCACCGCUGCCCACUGUGCCACUACAGUGCAGUGGAGAGGAAUGCACUCAACCGCCAUAUGGCCAGCAUGCACGAAGACAUCUCCAACUUCUACUCAGACACCUAUGCCUGUCCUGUGUGCCAUGAGGAAUUCCGCCUCAGCCAGGCCCUUAAGGAACACCUCAAGAGCCACACGGCUGCGGCUGCAGCAGAGCCAUUGUCCCUGCGCUGUUUCCAGGAAGGCUGCAGCUAUGCCACACCUGACCGCAAGGCCUUUGUAAAGCACCUGAAGGAGACCCAUGGGGUGCGGGCUGUGGAGUGCCGCCAUCACUCGUGUCCCAUGCUCUUUGCCACAGCAGAAGCCAUGGAGGCUCACCACAAGAGCCACUAUGCCUUCCACUGCCCCCACUGUGACUUCGCCUGCUCCAACAAGCACCUGUUUCGCAAGCACAAGAAGCAGGGCCACCCCGGCAGUGAAGAGCUGCGCUGCACCUUCUGCCCUUUCAUCACCUUCAACCCUGUGGCCUACCAGGACCAUGUGGGCAAGAUGCAUGCUCAUGAGAAGAUCCACCAGUGCCCUGAGUGCAGCUUUGCCACCGCCCACAAGAGGGUGCUCAUCCGACACAUGCUGCUACACACCGGUGAGAAACCUCACAAGUGUGAGCUGUGCGACUUCACGUGCCGAGACGUGAGCUACCUAUCCAAGCACAUGCUGACCCACUCCAGCACCAAGGAUUACAUGUGCACCGAGUGUGGCUAUGUCACCAAGUGGAAGCACUACCUCAGUGUGCACAUGCGAAAACACGCAGGGGACCUCAGAUACCAGUGCAACCAGUGCUCUUAUCGCUGCCACCGGGCUGAUCAGCUGAGUAGCCACAAGCUGCGGCAUCAGGGCAAGUCCCUGAUGUGUGAGGUGUGUGCCUUUGCUUGCAAGCGGAAGUACGAGCUGCAGAAGCACAUGGCUUCUCAGCACCACCCUGGCUCGCCGGCCCCACUCUACCCCUGUCGCUACUGUAGCUACCAGAGCCGCCAUAAGCAGGCCCUGCUGAGCCACGAGAACUGCAAACACACCCAUCUUCGGGAGUUCCGCUGCGCUCUCUGCGAUUACCGCACCUUCAGCAAUACCACUCUCUUCUUCCACAAGCGCAAGGCCCAUGGCUAUGUGCCUGGGGACCAGGUCUGGCAGCUCCGCCAUGGCAGCCAGGUGCCAGAGGGGGCCAGGCAGUGCCCGACACCCCCACCAGACUCAGAACCCUCAAGCCAUCUGUCUGCCCAGCCUGAAGGGUCAGACCACGACCCUGGGACUAGAGUGGAUCCCAGUUUGGACCAGGGCCUGCCAGAGACCUGUGAGGACAGCGCUGGAAGAGAGGAUGGCAGUGAGGUUCCCCAGGGGGUUGGCCUGGUUGGCAGCCCCAGGCCAGCAGAAGUAGAUGAGGGCGGCUGCACUCUACACCUCGAGGCCCUGGGUGUAGAGCUGGAACCAGUGGCUGAGCAACCUCUUGAGACUGCUGAAGCAGCCCCUGUGGAGUUCAGGCCCCUGGAUGCUUCAGGUCCCCUGAGACUGCAAGGGCCAGAUGGACCUUUGGCAGAACUGUCUACCUUUGAAGGUGCUGGGACUUCUGGCCUGAGUACUGAAGAAGAGCCCAUUCUGGAAAAGCCUGUUCCUGAGACCCUCAGAAAUCCCCCUUCCUCAGAGGACCCCCCUAACAAGUUGGAGGGAACUGUCAAGGCAACUCCAUCCACUGAGACAGCACCCCUGCUCCAAUUCCCUGAGUCAGAGUCUUUACUCAAGGCCCUAAGGAGGCAGGACAAAGAACAGGCUGAGGCGCUAGUACUGGAAGGGCGGGUUCAGAUGGUAGUGAUACAGGGAGAGGGGCGGGCCUUCAGCUGCCCACACUGCCCUUUCAUUACCCGCCGGGAGAAGGCCUUGAGCCUGCACUCCAGGACUGGGUGCCAGGGCCACCAGGGGCCCCUGCUGUGCCCCGAAUGUGGGGCUGGCUUCAAGCAACAGCGUGGCCUUAGCACCCACCUGCUGAAGAAGUGCCCUGUUCUGCUCAGAAAGAACAAGGUCUUGUCCAGGUCAGAUUCCUCUGUCCAUCUGUAUCCUCUUCCCCCAGGCAGCCAGGCCGCAGAAGAUGCCAAAGGGGGUAAGCCCUCACCUACCCCAUUAGAAGUAGAGCUAGUGCUCCCAAAAGAUGCUCCUUCUGAGCUUCCUAGGGAGCCAGAAGAAAUAGAGGAGCCUCUUGCCACACUCUCUGGCUCCUCAGUCCCUCCUUCAGGAAACUCCUUACCCACAGAGACCCCUGAAAAGUUCCACUUUGAGCAGGGCAAGUUUCACUGCAACUCGUGCAUGUUCCUUUGUUCCCGGCUCUCCUCCAUUACCUCUCAUGUGGCUGAAGGCUGCCGGGGGGCACGUAGUGUGGGGGUAAAGCGAGGGGCUUCUCAGACCCAGCCUGUUCCAUCCCUGCAGAGCAGUGUGGACUCUGCCCCCCUAAACAACGGGAAUACGGAGUGCAGCCCUGGUGAUGGGGUCACAGCUCUGGUUCCAAAGCAGAAGGGGGCUCGCUUCUCCUGCCCGACAUGUCCCUUUAGCUGCCAGCAGGAACGUGCCCUGAGGACUCACCAGACCCGUGGCUGCCCCCUUGAAGAGUCUGGAGAGCUGCACUGUGGCCUCUGCCCAUUCACCGCCUCUGUGGCUGCUGCCCUGAGGCUCCACCAGAAGCGGAGGCACUCCACCAUAGCCCCAGCCCGAGGCCCCCGACCUCCCCUUCAGUGUGGGGAUUGUGGCUUCACCUGUAAACAGAACCGGUGCCUACAGCAGCACCGGCGACUCAAGCACGAGGGAGUGAAGCCACAUCAGUGCCCUUUCUGUGACUUUUCCACCACCAGACGGUAUCGGUUGGAGGCUCAUCAGUCCCGACAUACAGGUGUUGGCCGCAUUCCCUGUAGCUCCUGUCCUCAGACAUUUGGUACCAACUCCAAACUGCGCUUGCACCAGCUCAGGGUACAUGACAAAACACCCACCCACUUCUGUCCACUCUGUGACUACAGUGGUUACCUUCGUCACGACAUCACUCGCCAUGUCAACAGCUGCCACCAGGGUACGCCAGCCUUUGCCUGUCCCCAGUGUGAGGCCCAGUUCAGCUCAGAGACAGCACUCAAGCAGCAUGCUCUGCGUCGGCACCCUGCGCCUACACCCCCAGCCCCUGGCUCUCCUGUGGAGGCCACUGAGAGCCCCUUGCACUGCUCCCACUGUGGGCUGCUGUGUGCCAGCCCUGCGAGCCUGCGAGGACACACCCGUAAACAGCACCCACGCCUCGAGUGUGGGGCCUGCCAGGAGGCCUUCCCUAGCCGGCCAGCCCUGGACGAGCACCGGAGGCAGCAGCAUUUCAGCCACCGCUGCCAGCUCUGUGACUUUGCUGCCCGGGAGCGGGUGGGCCUGGUGAAGCACUACUUGGAGCAGCAUGAGGGGGCUUCAGCAGUGGCAGCAACCUCACACAAGGAUGGGGGUGCCGGCCAGCCCCCUUUGCACUGCCCUUUUUGUGACUUUGCAUGCCACCAUCAGCUGGUGCUGGAUCACCAUGUGAAGGGGCAUGGGGGCACCCGGCUCUACAAGUGUACUGAUUGUGCUUACAGUACCAAGAACCGGCAGAAGAUCACCUGGCACAGCCGCAUCCACACGGGGGAAAAGCCCUACCGUUGUCACCUCUGUCCUUACGCUUGUGCUGACCCCUCUCGCCUCAAGUACCAUAUGCGGAUCCAUAAGGAGGAACGGAAGUAUCUGUGCCCUGACUGUGGCUACAAGUGCAAGUGGGUGAACCAGCUCAAGUACCACAUGACCAAGCACACAGGACUGAAGCCAUACCAGUGUUCUGAGUGUGAGUACUGCACCAACCGGGCUGAUGCCCUGCGUGUGCACCAGGAGACGCGGCACCGGGAAGCACGGACCUUCAUGUGUGAGCAGUGUGGCAAGGCCUUCAAGACACGCUUCCUGCUGCGCACUCACCUCCGCAAGCACAGUGAGGCCAAGCCCUACGUGUGCAACGUGUGCCACCGUGCUUUCCGCUGGGCUGCCGGCCUGCGCCAUCACGCCCUCACCCACACCGACCGCCACCCCUUCUUCUGCCGCCUCUGCAGCUACAAGGCCAAGCAGAAAUUCCAGGUGGUCAAGCACGUGCGCCGGCACCACCCUGACCAAGCUGACCCAAAUCAAGGUGUGGGCAAAGACCCCAGCACCCCGACAGUGCAUCUGCACGACGUGCAGUUGGAGGAGCUCAGCCCUCCCACUCGUGUUGCUCCCCAAACUGGACCUGAGGGCUGAGAGCCUCCCACGCCUCCCACAAACGAGGCACAGACUGGGACCAGAGCUAGCCUGAGGAGUUCAGGGCCUGGGAAGAGCUGCCUUUGGGGUAUCAGGGUGGCUGGAAUCCCCCUGGGACUCUGGCUAUAGUACUUUGAAAUUUAGAGUAUAUAAAAGAGAAAUGUGGACCACAAUUGAGUUCUUGUUGAGGCACAGUUUUUAACCUGUGAGUUCCUAGUGUUCUUCACCACCACUCUGACUCCCUGCUGUAAGAUCUUGGUUUUACCCAUUCUGUCUUCUCUUUCCCUCCUAUCAAGUCCUGUUUUCUUCAUCAUCCUUGAAACAGUUGUAUCUAACUGCAUGUGCUGUUGUGUCUAAUGCUCUAUAAAGCAUGUUAAAUAGAUGA